AUGAACGUUCUCAAGAAAAAGUGGAAUGAGUUGAUGUACUCGUUGAAUUCAGAGGAUCAUUAUGCUGAGUACAAUCCUCGUGAUCCAGUUGCAUUUAAUAUGGGUCGCAGGGCUAACAAUGCGAUUAGUGGAUCGAGAGUGAGAUUGACCGCCAGCACAGAUGAAUUACACGAUGAAGAAAUGGGAUUUGGCAUGGACGAUGGUGGUGAAGAGAUAAACAUUGACGAAUUCUCUUCGAGUGACAAUAGUGGUGUUAGUGAAGCACUUUUAGCAUGGAGACACAUUGAGCUUUGGACCACUGAGCACAAUCCUGAUCUGAAUGCGACUUUGGGUGACCCAUGUACUCAAAAUGAUCUUAAUAACGCAGAAGAAGAUUUAGCAGUUGCUUUACCAUCUGCGGUUAAGGUUUCAUUCAGAGUCCAUGAUGGUCAAGAAGAUCUGGAGUCGCUAUCGGGAACUUCGGGUCUAAUCUACGGACUACAAUUGAUGUCACUGGAUCAAGUCGUUGAAAUGACUGAAAAAUGGAGAAGUGUUGCUAAGGGAAUCGUUAGACAGGCACAAGCAUCUGCAGCAGCAGCCGUAGCAGCUCAGCAACAACAAGAAGCACUAUUAAAGCAGCAGCAACUAGAUCAACAGAAUCCAAACAAGCAUCAACAAAGUCUACAAACUCUUCAAUAUCAGCAGAGAUUGAGAGAGAAGAAUCUAAGAUCAUCUGCAUAUCCAAAUUUUGAAGAUCCAAGAAGGAGACAGUUUAAAUUACCACAUAUUCCAGAACAGAGGUCCGUUCCAGUAAAUUGUAUACAACCAGUUUAUGCUAACCCUGCCUGGAUACCAUUAGUCACAGAUCAUGCUGGUAAUCACAUUGCAGUUGACCUGGCACCUGCCCCUGGUGGUAAGUAUGCUCAAAUUAUUAUCUUUGGAAGAGAUUUUGAUACCAAAUACGUCAUUGCUGAUAAUUGGGGGGACUUCCUUUUAAUGUUUGCCAACGAUUUAGAAGCUGGUAAUUGGUACUUGGUCGAUGAUAACGAUGAUUUCUUAUCGGGCGAUGGUGAAUUAGCCUUUAGAGAUAAAAAGACCAAUGGUCCAGUAUUAGAUUAUUUGGAGGUCUUGAAAAGAAGAGCAAUUCAAAGAGCAAGAGAAUUAUCUCAAUCUCAAGUCCCAUCGAAUGAAGAUCCUCAACCACAACAACCACAACAGCAAAGAAGUCAUUCUUUCCUAGAUAAUGAUUCUUUAGACGAUUCCAAUAAUACUGUAACACACAAGGAUUUACCAGAGUUUGCAGAUCUAGGUAAAGAAUCUUUACAAGAGACAUCAGCAAGCACAAACACGAAGGUGACAGAAGAAGCCAAGGAAACUCCAAAGGAAACUCCAAAGGAGGAGCCAAAGGAAGAGCCAAGGGAAAAAGUAAAGGAAGAACUAAAGGAGGCUCCAAAGGAGGAGCCAAAGGAAACUCCAAAGGAAACUCCAAAGGAGGAAUCAAAGAAGGAACCAAAGGAGGAACCAAAGGAAGAACUAAAGGAGGAGCCAAAGGAAACUCCAAAGGAAACUCCAAAGGAAACACCAAAGGAAGCUCCAAAGGAGGAGCCAAAGAAGGAGCCAAAGGAAACACCAAAGGAAACACCAAAGGAAACUCCAAAGGAGGAACCAAAGAAGGAAUCAAAGGAAUCAACCCAAGAGACUCAGUCACAAGAAGUUGAAAAUGCACAGACUGGAAAAGAAACCAAAGAUCCUUCGAAAGAACAAAAAGCAAGCCCUGAAGAGCACAAGCCUAACCCAGAGACAGUUGAACAAAAAGCAGAUAAAAAAUCAGAGGAUGAAGUUAAAGAGUUGAAAGAAGAAUUUGAAAAUGUAGCUUUGUGA
Zygosaccharomyces rouxii is the source of this 1860-nucleotide messenger RNA. It is a transcript of the gene SMI1, whose product is annotated as Smi1p. The transcript has a single exon. Gene Ontology annotation, cellular component: mating projection tip. The coding region runs from base 1 to 1860 and encodes 619 amino acids. Lineage: Eukaryota; Fungi; Ascomycota; Saccharomycetes; Saccharomycetales; Saccharomycetaceae. The record is from RefSeq and is a predicted model, not a curated record. Gene Ontology annotation, biological process: cell wall biogenesis; regulation of fungal-type cell wall biogenesis.